AUGGCGCUGUUCGUCCUUCGAUCAACAUCCGCAAAUUCUGUAUUCUGCCGCACUGGCCCAUCGUUUCUUCCACUUUUACGAUCUCUCAAAGUGCAUAAUGUCUUUUCUACGUCGGCAGACUUGAGUGACGUACAAUCUCCGGGACAUGAAGAAAAGAGAGAUCUGAGAACAGUUGACACAAGUAUCCGGAGACUACACGUUGGAAAUCUUCUGAAGGGUAAAGAUUACACUACUGAGGAUACAGUUUUUAAAUAUUUCUCGCAGUAUGGUGAGAUUGAGAAACUGCAAUACUUUCGCCACAAGCUUACUAAUUUCCCUCGAGGGUUCGCCUUUGUGACGUUCCGCGAUGCCAAAAGUGCUCAGAAAGUUCUUGCAAGAGCAGACUCCCACAUUAUCGAUGGUCAUAACGUCACGAUAGACAUUCCAUUGAAAAUGGCGAAGCCAGCUGAACGUCAAAAGAAAGAAUUGACUGUGCUUGUGAACAAGAUAUCAAAGAACGUUUGCAGAAAGGAGAUUGAAGAUCACUUUUCUCAAUUUGGAGAAGUCAAUAAAGUGUUCUUAGCUCACAAGGAUCCAAAAGAUGAAAAUGUUUGCAGCUACUACGUGAUGUUUAGGUCAUUAUCUGCAGUGAAGAAAGCACUUGAGCAACCAACCCAAAAGAUCGCAUACCAAGACAUUGAUGCCCAAGUUAUGGAGUUCCCACGUAAAACCAAGGAAUUCUCAGGAAAAACCAAAUGUAUCUCCAUAACGUCAGUUCCUGAUGAUUUAACUGUGGAGAACUUAAGAGAUUACUUUGAAAAGUUUGGCAUUGUUGAGUGUGUUGACUUCAUUGUACAUGGUGGCAAUGCGUCUUACAGUUUUGACAAAGAUGCCAAUGUGGCUUUUGUUCGUUUUCCACAUGAAGACAUAGUUGAUGGCAUUUUAGAAAACAAGUUUCAUAUCAUUAAUGGAUCAGAGGUCAAAGUAUCAAGAUAUCAUGAUCCAAGCAAUCUUGCAUCAGCAAGGCUCCGAGAGCUGAAACUGUCUGUUGAGGGUCUCCCAUUGGCAACGCGGCCUACGGCUGUGCAAGAGUACUUUGAAAAAACUUUUGGAGUUGUUCCAAAUGGAGUAUUCUUGAACCAGCAUCGAGUGUUAGUUGAUAGAAAGUUGAUUUGUAUUGUCAGAUUUUCUGAUAAAAGGGAGGUAGAGAGAGUUUUGAAAGAACAAAGGGGAACCUUUCAUGGACAUCCUUUGUAUUUUCGAAGGCUUGUAUGGAAGAAAGAGUCAGAUGAGAUGACUGCACAUCAAUAAAAAAAAAUUCCUACUAUUAAAAACCAGCUCUAAAAUCUGUUGUUUGAGCCCUGUUAUUAUUAUUAUUAUUAUUAUUAUUAUUAUUAUUACUAUUGUUAUUGUUGUUGUUUUUAAUUGAAAUGAGUUUUUUUUAACUGAAAUGAAUUUUUUUUAUUGCUAUAUUAUUAUUAUUAUUAUUAUUAUUAUUAUUAUUAUUAUUAUUAUUAUUGUUAUUAUUACUAUUUAUUUAUUUUGGUAAAAUUGCAGGUGCUGAAACGGGAGGGGAUUACCAACUUUAAGUUUAAGUGUUUUUGCAUUCGACCCAGCAAUUUUUCCUAACUAAUCCAACAAUGUCAACUGUUUCGUUAUUUAAUGGUAAUUGUUAUGUCGAGACGAUUAUUUUCUUUACAUUUAUAUCAUAAAUGAGUGAAACACAACAGUUUUACCCAAACUGACAAAGUUAGAGUUGCCUAGCAAACCUGACAUAUACAGCGGAACUGCAAAGUCCUCGAAGUCCUCGGUAUAACGAACGAUGUUUUUUGCCCCAGUAGUAGUAAAAUAUAUGAAAAAGAGCCUCGAUUUAAUGAAACCUCGUUAUAGCGAACAGAUUUUGCCAGUCCCUAGGCCCUUCGUUAUAUCGAGGUUCCAUUGUAAUAAGUUUCGUGUAUGUGAAUUAAUUAAGCUUCUUCAAUCUUGUCUAAUCGAAUAGCGGUCACAUAAACAGACUGAAAAGCAAAUUACGGCAAAUAUACCUGUUCAGCUACCUUCAUGAAUUUUGCAUAGAACUAUGAAAAAGGAAGAUUUAAAAAACAAUGAAGAAAGCAUCAAAGUGUCAGGCGAAGGAAAGAAACGUAACGCUCUGAAAGGUAAUAAUAUAAUCAUAACGUUUCACUUCGUGGCGUCUAAAGUGGUAACUUAAAUAUUUCAUAUAACCAGCCAUUGACGAAAACACAUCUUAUCAAUGGAACAAACCAGUAAUUAGCUUGUCAGCAGCCGAUGAAAGUAGAAUUUGAUAUCUUUCCUGUAUUAUUAUUUUUGUGACCACUAAUUCCUCCCGUAGAAGAACCUCGAAUUAAAAAAAAGAAACAAAAAGAGAGCGAGAGAAAAUAUUGUCUAUAAGAUAUGAUGCCAAGUCCUUCCGGUUAGGGAUAUAAUAUUUUCGAAGGUUUUGUUGCCAAAGGAUUUCGUAUCAGUGAUAGCGAGAGCGAAACCUGUUGCUCUAUGAAUACGUUAGCUCUCGUCAGUCAAUUCUGAACUCAGCUGCACUCCUUGGCCCAUUAUUGUUUAUGAAUAGAGCAAAUCCUUCAACGGUAAAAUUUUAAUGUGUGAAACACAUUUAACAGAUUUACAGAUAAAAAUUGGUAAUGUUUUUAUCAGCUAAAGACCAACUCGCCUUGAUUUCUUCCAAUAGGAAAAAGCGUUUUAGGCGUGUGACAAUGUGUCAAAAAUUAUAAAUAAUUUAUGCUAAUGUAUUUAGCGCCUACAGAGUUCACCUGCUAUUGUCGGAAACGAAGCUAAGAAAAUUUGUUUGUUGCUUGGCUUCGGCGGAGAAGACGAAAGGGGAAUCAGCUAACGAAACCAAAAUGCCAGCAAUUUCUCUUAUAGGCAAGAAAUUUAGCUGUGAUGCUCAAAUCGAGGUCUGUACUAAAUAUUUUCAAGGUAGCAAGUCGAAGCGAGCCUUCGCAAGGCGCCGGAGACGAUAUUCUAAUCUAUGCUUUUUCUGUGAAAUACACUAAGAGAUCCGUAAAUAUUUUGCCACAUACAUUUUAAUUUUGAAAUCUUCCUUACAGCCUGUAGACUCUGUAAAAAAGACAAAAAAAAUUUCCCUUUGCUGUUGCUUGAAAGAGGAAAAAAACGAAAUAUGUAGGAUUAGACUGGCGUUAAAGGUUCGCAAGACAGAAGAUUUACUUUUUACUUUGUACAUUUUCAUGUUAUUCAUUCAAAUGAAAUUGGCGUCAAGUAUUUCUCUCCCGUUGAGAGCUUUGUUUUGGCGGCGAAAGAGGAGGGAAUUUUUUUCUUCAGUACAUUGGCCCAAAAGGGACGAAUAUUCGUAUGCAGAGCACUAAAUAGUACCUGCCUUAUUUCAUUUAAUAUAAAAUCUCAAACUGAAUUUAGCGUCAUUUCAAUUCGAUUUGUCUUGUAAGUUAAUUGCUAAAUGCUGAAUUGAUAUGAAUAUUCAAUACGCGGUUCACUUUUGUUCAAUACUGAUUUCAUAAGUCGUCCGUUAAAUUUCGUGCUUUUUAUUUUUUAUUUUUUUGACUAACACAGCUGAGUUUUCUUAGUAGUGUCAUCUGAACGUUCAUACAAAAAAGAUAAACGUAAAUCCAUGUGUUUAUUAUUAUUAUUAUUAUUAUUAUUAUUAUUAUUAUUAUUAUCAUUGUUACUAUUAUUAUUAUUAUUAUUAUUAUUAUUAUUGUUAUUAUUAUUAUUAUUUCUUGCUUUGUACACUGGCUGAUCUCAUACCGAUUAACUUGCUAAGGAAGCUAGUCAUAACCCAUGACCAAAGGCCCCUUAGAGUUCACCUCCUUUCCCAUGUAACUCCAAAACUUUCCUUAAAAUCCUUGCUGUUUCUAGUAGCGUAGUUUUUUUAAAAAUGAAAUACUAAUUCUUUUGUGCAACUUUUCCAGCCACUUAUCCAAGGUAUUUGUCACACUUCCCAAUGAUCCUACAACAAUCGGUAUCACCUGCACAGUUCUCAUGUCCCACAUCCUUGCAGUUUCUCUUUAUUACGGGCGACAAGAGGAGCCCGCAAUCCUAAUCUCUAGGUUGUUAUUGCGCAUGCGUCUCAUGUAUUUGUUUGGACUUCCACUACGAAUGAAUGGAACGCACAUAGCGCAAUUUGAUCACGCGCGUUUGGACCUAUUGUCAAUCGUAAUCGGAUCACGCGUUUUUUGGACAAUUUGUCACGCGAAACUUACGUAAAGCACAGCAGCGAUCGACCAAAAGCGUUUUGCUUCGAUCGUUGUCGCCCGUACUUCGUAACCUUGGGUUAUUACCAGUUAUUAUAAUUAUAACUAGUUAUCAUCAUCAUCAUCAUCAUCAUCAUCAUCAUUAUUAUUAUUAUUAUUAUAUCCAGGCUGGAGACGAAACUAACGGAGAUGGGCUCCAUCUCAACUUACAAAUUCGAGAGAUGUGUAAAAAGUACCAUAAACCUCACGGACCCGCCUUGGCUACGCUAAAUGUAACCAUCAAGAAUGGUCGUCCCGCUAAGCAGUGUAAAGAGCUGUUGGGCUUUCUCAAAGACCAAGUUUUGCCGAAGACCCUGAAGCUUAUCAACUUGAAAAAAAUUAAAGACAUGAAGGAUGAAGAGAAAAACGAAUUAGGUGCCAAUUGGUUGAGCUGCAUACGGCCUGGAAAAACAAGGAAAAGGUUUGUUGCCAGUAGUUAUAGAGAUACGAAAGUGAUUUCAAGGAUCUCUCCCAUCUUUUGGCUUAUCUUUUUAGCUGGAUUUCUUAGUCAAAGAGGGUACUUGCUAGGGCGUCAUAGUACUUGCGAAUAUGCUAACGGAGACGGUACCAGGGUAUUCGAAAGAAACCGAAAGAAUUGACUAUUAUACAUUUAUUUUGCCUUGAAUUAAGGGUUUUACGUUUUAAGUAUAUUAGCAAAUGAUGUGAAAUAUUUAGCUCCAAAUACCGUGUGGCCGGGUGAAAAGUGAAUACCUCUCUCUCAUCCCNCUCAACUUACAAAUUCGAGAGAUGUGUAAAAAGUACCAUAAACCUCACGGACCCGCCUUGGCUACGCUAAAUGUAACCAUCAAGAAUGGUCGUCCCGCUAAGCAGUGUAAAGAGCUGUUGGGCUUUCUCAAAGACCAAGUUUUGCCGAAGACCCUGAAGCUUAUCAACUUGAAAAAAAUUAAAGACAUGAAGGAUGAAGAGAAAAACGAAUUAGGUGCCAAUUGGUUGAGCUGCAUACGGCCUGGAAAAACAAUGAAAAGGUUUGUUGCCAGUAGUUAUAGAGAUACGAAAGUGAUUUCAAGGAUCUCUCCCAUCUUUUGGCUUAUCUUUUUAGCUGGAUUUCUUAGUCAAAGAGGGUACUUGCUAGGGCGUCAUAGUACUUGCGAAUAUGCUAACGGAGACGGUACCAGGGUAUUCGAAAGAAACCGAAAGAAUUGACUAUUAUACAUUUAUUUUGCCUUGAAUUAAGGGUUUUGCGUUUUAAGUAUAUUAGCAAAUGAUGUGAAACAUUUAGCUCCAAAUACCGUGUGGCCGGGUGAAAAGUGAAUACCUCUCUCUCAUCCCAAGAUUCUUCUCAUAAUUGUUUUUCCAGGAAAGAAGAAACCAGGAUAAACUUAUCAAGAGGACUACAAACUUCACGAGGUAUAUACAGUUGACUCACGACAACUCGAACCCUCUAUAACUCGAACCUCCCGCUUACUCGAGCUCGAAGCAAUUUUCAUUUCCCUUCAGAUCGUUUUCUAUAUAAUUUACCCUCGAUAACUCGAACUCCCGGUAACACCAACUUUUUUCUAUUUCCCUUGAAGGUUAAAAUUAUCGGGAGUCGAGUGUAUUACCAAAUUAACAACAUGAGUUUGUUAACACCCGGAGGGUACUCCUGGCAAUUCUUGGUGUGGGCGUGCCACUCGAUUCUCCAAAUCCUGACCCUAUUUCAGACCAAAUAAUGUAAUUUUCCUCACCCGUUUUCAGACCAGCCCUCUAAAAUCCAUACCCGUUUUCAGACCUGGCCUUGAGGCAGAAAUCAUGUUAUCAUUACUUAGAAAAGCGCAAACAAAAAAAUUCCUCAAAGCCAUUUCGAAUUCGCAUAUUCACUCUUUCUUUCUGCCUCGUUUAUCUACGGAAAUCUCCUACCAGUUUUUAGCAGACUGCGAGCAGUCUCUUAUUUUUCUUUGUAUGGACAAUAUACAACUAUCUUCCGAAGGGGAGGCGCAAAAACCGUAUACCCGAUGGGGCGGCACAUACCUAUAUAGCUUAUAUAACGGAGUAUCCCCCUCCCCCAGGUUAACAAUCACUCCAUAAAAACGCACACAGUAAAGAGUAAUCGGCUCCUUGUAGAUGACAUAAAGCGAACGUAGAAAAAAGGUAUGGAACGUAUUUUAUACAUUAACCGUUGAAACGACAAAAAGACAAUGAUUUUUGUUGGUGUUGUUAUUGUUGUUUUGUUUUGUUUUUUCAACAGGGUACUGUUCUGAUACGGAAAAUAGUACACAAGAAUGUCGAGAACAGUCGAAUCUACUUGGUAUCGAGGCUCAGUCCCAGGUUUCCAAAGCGGGCAUUUUAGCCACACCUGUGCUGUCUCGUCCACAGUUCUUGCGCAAAACAAGUGCUAACGAAAAAGAAAAGAGAAAAGGUCAAGAUAAAAGCAUGCCUGUCAAGUGUUCUCUGACAAGAAAGGGCAAAGAAAAAGAAAAAAGGAAGUCUGACACUAACGAGCAAAACCCAGAUUUUGAGAGCAAUUUAAUCAGGCCUCUGCAUACAAAGAAUUGUCAAGAAAGAAGAAAGCAUGGCGUAAAUUUGGUAUCGUGCAAAAGCGAAAAGGACGAAAGCUCUUACAGGGUAGAUCCUAAAUGCGUGCAAAGUAACCAACCUGAAUGGUACUCUUCUAGUGACGUUUCGGCCAGUGACUCCUUUGUUGGUUUUUAUCUGUCAAAAAAGUCAACAGAGGAGAACGAUUCUUCCAAGGUUGGAAAUAGAGAGUGUGAAACAGCAAACAGUAAAGGCAGGACCAUAAAACAUAUUGGAUCAAUCGAAAUGGAGUGGCAAAGUUCAUCAAACUUGUCGGGAUCAGAUUCCUUUUCAAUAGAGCCAUUUGGAGCUCAUGAGGCGCGUAGUCUACAAACGUUUGCUACUACGAUUGUUGGAAAGAUAUGUGAAGUGGCAUUUUCGAGAUGCGUCAAGGAGACGGCCAAAGAUAUUGCAGUAAAAUUUGUCGCCGAAAUAGUUCUUAAGGCUAAAAACAAACUAGUGCAAAAGGAAACGGUAAAUUGGUGCUACGAAGACCUAAAUGGUAACAUGCGUCAAGAAGAAGUAAAAAGCCCGAGUUUUAGUAAGGUCUGGAAAUAUUCACGCUCAUUUCCGACUGAAAUCAGUUUUGAAUCGCUGAAAACCAAUGAUUCUCUCCUAUUAGACAAGGACUCUGACAUGUGCUCAAGAAGCAAAGAAGACGCUGAUGCAGGAUCUAAGAAUGAUUCCCAGUUUGAGGAAUUCCUGGAAAGAACGUUGUUGGACUCGCUAGAAUCAAGUUACGAAGGCGGGUCAAUGCAGAGCGGCUCCCACUCGUCAGAUGAAUUGAAUGAACUUAAGUCUCAAAACAAGGGUGGGGAUUUUAUACUAGGAAAAGGGCAUGAAUAUCAUUCCAGUGACAAUGAACUUUUUCGUCACCACUCACUUGUAAACACAGAGAAUAAUAUUCAGCGAUCUAAUGAUGUCUCAUCUGGAUUUGGAAUCCACAUGGUAACAUACGAACAAGCUCUCCAAGAACGGGAUGAAAAUCUUGCUUUGAUUAAUCAGACGCUACAGUUAGGAUCGCGGGCGUUACAUGGCAAUUCCAAAGGCAAGGAAAAUACGAACAAAACUCAAACGGACGUAAAAAUGUGUCCUGAUAGGACACCUUCUGAAGACUUUAAUGAUUUCAAUCCGAAAGAUUCUGAAGAAGAUCCGAAUGUUCCGUCUAAAAUGUUCGGUUCAGUUGUGUCUAAUAUAGAUCUAACAAAGACUGGACGCUUGAUAGCAGAUGAAAAGAGUUCUUUUAGUAAUGAACCCUCCUUUCUUCGAAGGUUUCUUUAUAAAAGGACUGUAUCUGAAUCUCAGGCAUCAGAGAGAAAGCAUUGGAGUCCCUUGGAGACCCAGGAAAGAAAUUUGCGUAGCUCACAUUCCUCUACUUUGUCUUGUAACACUAUGACAAAACAAUUUCGGUCGUCAUCUUGUCCAGUGGUAUCAGAGGUUAGUGACUUCACUAAAAAAUUAGGCUAUUCCGUGACUUCUGUUUAGAAAGUAGACACAUCUUUUCACAUUGCUUUUUAAUUCUUUGGAGUAUAAGAGCAGUAUGUUUUAACUUGUAGGAUGAUGUAUUGUUUGAGAACAUGCUAAGUGACCAUCGAGACGUUUACGAUUCCCUAUCAAGAAGGACCUGGGUAAGAGACAUUCCUCGGUAACUUCUAGCACAAAUGUAAGUCAAUCACCACCACCACAAACAGAGCUAUCAUCAUAAUCAUCAUCAUCAUCAGCAGCAGCAGCAUUAUCAUCAUCAUCAGUAUUGCCAUCGUCAUCAUCAUCAUCAUUCGUCAUCUUCAUCAUCAUCGUCACCAUCAUCAUCAUCAUCGUCAUCAUCGUCAUUAUCGUCAUCAUCAUCAUUACCAAAGUCAUCAUCCCCAUCAAAAUUAUACAGAUCUUCAACAGUAUCAUCAUCGCCCCAAUCCAUAGGCCUAAUAGGUAUUCAAGCUAAAUGAUGGUGUGAAAAUCCCUCUAAUGAUAGACUUGAACACCUUCCCUAGAUAAUCCUUCAUGUUCAUGAGCUGUGGAAUGGCGGAAAGCCAAUAGACGCUAUAAAGGCCUGCAUUAAUUUGACUGGGAUGACAAAUGUUGAACAAGAGACUUCUUUAUAUUCACAAGAAGCACGUGACUAUGCACUGUUCCUGAACAUACUUCAACAGUUACCCAGCAGUUGGUGAGAUCAAUUGAAUUAAAAUUCCCCACUCUAGAAACUCUCCUGAGGGAGAGUGGGUACAAAAGAGAAACCGCAAGUCGGUUUUGUUGGUUUUCAUGUUAGAAUUUUAAUAUAUCGAACGUGGGCUACGCUUGCCCACCCAAAUAAUCCCAGAAAUCGUUGCGCCGAAUGUUUGCGCCUACUUCCUUUUAUUUCUAAAUGGGGAAAAGUCGUUCAAGAACGUAAAUUCUUCGAAAUGAAGAAAAUCUCAUAUUUAACCUGGCUAAUUUUCAAUAUCUUCUGUUUCAAAAAUUAUAGUAGGCACUUUUAUGAGAUAUGAACGACUUGAAUGACCCUUAAUCACCUCUCUCGAACCUCUUCCCUAAUCAACCCCUCCUGCAUAGCGGUAAAUCCUUCAACAUAUAAUCUUUAAUUAAAUGGUAAGGAGAACAAGAAAGUGUUGCGUUCCUACUAUUACGGUAGAAGUUGGACCUCUUUGUAAAAAUCACAGCAAGAUUACUUGGAGAACCCUCUAGCCACGAGUUUUCUCCGUGCCUUUGGGAGGCAUUUUAGUAAAGAAAAAAUCUUUAGUUUUCGAAACCAAGGAAAAAUCCUGCUGGGUCCUAGUUACAUGUAGGAUCGGAGAUAAGAUAUAUUCCUACAGCUUAUCUAUGGGAGUGAUUCAUACAAACUGGUACUAGGUAAGGCUCCUGGAUAGAAAUAACGUACUUUCCUCUGUUUUCGUCAACAGUUCAAUGUGGUCUCUGGAUCUUUUUGUGCUAGUCCUUCCAAAGCUUAAAGGAUUCAUUUCUGCCCAACAUCAUGCCAGGUUUAAUAUAAUUUCGCUUUUAUUCAACAAGUACUACUUGUCUAUGUUUUUAUCCUGUAUUACGGUAUUUAUGGUGGAUAUAAAUAAACGGCUAGAGCUCACUACUUCAUAGAAGGCUAAACAUAAACAUAACACGCAAAACUCUAUUUCAGAGUACAGGUAAACACUAUUUGAUUGGUUCAGACUUUGUAGUUAAUGCAUAACCAAAACUUAUUUCGGGUCUACACGGCAGAAAUAUCGUGCCUAAAUUCCUCCAUAGUGUUGCGGCCGGCCAUUCAGUUGACGUGCACGUAACGAAAUAUGAGAAAAGCAGGACAACAAACUGAAACCGUGGAAGAGAGAGAGGAGGAAAGAAAAAAAACGUGCAUUUUUUUUUUCUCGAACAGGCGUUGUAUUUGGCCCUUGAUUUAAGUCAGAUUGACUGGCACUUGCGCCACGGCAAGGUUACAAAUAGGUCAAAAAGAGCCAUAUUAGCUGCAAGGAAGACUGAAAUCUUUGAUUGUAAUGAUGUAUCCUAUAAAACAAAGUGCAUUCUGGUUGAAAAAACUUUUUCGUUUUUUUUUCUGUUUUCCUGUCAGUCACGUUGAAAUGGCGAGUGGCAUUAUACAUGUUGUCUUAAAGAAAGUCGCAGUCAUCAUUCGCCGUACAUCAAAAGGUGGGUACUAUGACUUGUACAAUCUCUGUCAGGGAGUAAGGCCAGCAUACAAAGGAAAUCAGGCCUGAAUCUUGUUUCAGGAUGCGCUCUUAUAAUUAUUGAUUCAAGCAAAUGAAGCGAUUUUCGUAUGAACGUAUAAACAGAAUUACAACUGAAAACUGGCAUGAAGCAAUCUGAUUGGUUAGGUGGGCGGAAGGAAACAUUUCGGAAGCUUUUGAUGGGUUGUUCUCACAAAGUAAUAUUCUUUGGGUGCCCGUAUGAUGACUUUAUGUCUUCAAACUCAUUACGCUCAAGCCAAAGAGUAUCGAGUGAAACUACAUUCACAUAAUACAUAAAAAUGUCGUCCACAAACUCAAAAGUCAGGUCACAAGUCUUCAUAACACACUCUCAGAGUGAAAGAGUUAAAUCUAGCUGAUUUGUUAUUGUGUGUUAUGUAUUCACAGCAAACAAAAACAAAGAUAAAGAAAUGAAAGUCAAAGCCUGCACAGAUGAGCUCAAGGAAAUCAAGGACAUGACAACUGAAGUCUUACAUGUUGUUAAAUCCACAAACAGAAGCAACCCUGGAGAUCCUGGAUCUAUGAUCUCGGUUCUUAAAGAGCUCCAGUUAGCACUGGGAACAUUUUUUGAGCAGCUUUAG
This is a messenger RNA of Porites evermanni, 10989 nucleotides long. The record is from the annotation of a GenBank genome assembly. Lineage: Eukaryota; Metazoa; Cnidaria; Anthozoa; Scleractinia; Poritidae.